UUCACCAAGUGAAUGUUUCACAGUUCAAACUUCAAACUACCCAGAAAAAUGUGGAGAACUAAAAAGGCCAACAUAAAGGCAAUUCUUUAAUUUUAAAAUUCCAUAAACAGUCAUCAUUAGUCAACCCUAAUUUAUUUCCCCAUUCCCUAAUUUCACUUUAACUGAAAAAAAACAUUAAUUGCUUCCUGACACCCAAAAAACCCCCAAAUUAAAAAAACCCUUUUUCAUACCCUCUGUUCUGUUCCUUUCUUUCUCACUCUUUUUCUCUGUUUCUUCUUAAUUUUCCUCCCAAAAUCAAAACUUUUCAUCAUCUUCUUUUUUCCAAUGAAGAAGAAAAUACAACCCAUUAAUUCCUCAACUUCAAAAUUUCCUCCAUUUUUUCUCACUUUAUGAUGAUCAUUCAUUUAUUUUCCAAAGUUUUCUUUUUUAUUUUCUUUCUUUGUCUACCUCAAAUACUCCAUGGCCUUGGUUCUGGUUCAACAAUUUCUAUAUCCUUUUCUACUUCUACUGUUUGUGGUAUAGUUGCAGGUGAAAUCAAUAAGAGAAUUGAAUGCUAUAAAAAUGGUAACUUGAUUAAAAUUCAACCCAAUAUUUCUUAUGACUCUAUUGUUGGAGGUGGGACCUUUUUUUGUGGUCUUAGAUCAGGUGGAAGAAGUUUACUUUGUUGGGAUACAACCACAAAUUCAUCCACAUUUCCUCCAAAAAGGAUUUAUUACAACAAUUUAUCUCCAUUAAAAGAGAUUUCAGUUGGUGAUAAUCAAGUUUGUGGGGUUGUUAAUGGAACUAAUGAGGUAAAAUGUUGGAGAGGAAUUGUGGGUUCUAAACAAAUCCCAUCUGGGUUUUCUGGGCUUAAAUCAAUUUCAUCUGGGUUUAACUUUUCUUGUGGGAUUUUGGUGAAUAGUAAUAAGGUUAAAUGUUGGGGUAGUGAUUUAACCCUAGCUUCUGAAAUUGAAUCUCAAUUUGGGAAUUUUUCUAUGGUUGAAUUAACAGCUGGUGGACUACAUGUUUGUGGGUUUAAUUCAUCUGGGUUUUUGGUUUGUAAAGGUAGAAACUUUGCUAAACAGUUAGAUUUUCCUUUUGAUUUGAAUGAUUCAUCUGGGUUUUCAAGUUUAGGGCUAGGGUUUGAUUAUAGUUGUGCAAUUAGGCAAUCUAGUGGCAUAGUUGUUUGUUGGGGUGGUAAUGGUUCAUAUACAAGUAAUUUAACAAAAGAUGUUAACUUUGAGUUUUUAGUUGGUGGAAUGAAUUUUGUUUGUGGAUUUGUUACUAGGAAUUCUUCUAUUAUGUGUUGGGGACCAGGAUUUGGCAAUGCUUCUUUGAGUUUGGAGCUUCCAUUACCAAAAAUUCUUCCUGGACCUUGUGUUCAAUCAGAAUGUAGCCAAUGUGGUAUAUACCCUGAAUCUCAAUCUCUUUGUUUUGGUAUUGGUAAUAUUUGUAGAACAUCUUGUAGUAUUCCAUUACCAUUGCCACCGUUUUCACCUCCACAAAACCCGUCUCCGGUUUUGCCACCUACACCAUCAACCUCAAAGAGGUUGAGGAGAGGCCUUUUGGCCUUUGCAAUGGUUGGUUCUAUUGGUGCAUUUGUUGGAAUUUGUACUAUAAUCUAUUGUUUGUAUAAUGGUGUUUGUUUAGGCAGAAAACAAAUUCAUAAUUCGGUACAACCAACGAUAACUCGAGGGGGUUCGAGUAAUAAUGCUCGUACCUCGAGUAAUAGUCCCCCUUCGAGGUCAUUAACGAUUAGGCGACAAGGGUCUAGAGCGUUUAGACGACAAAGGAGUGGAACUUCCUCGACUAAGCACGCCGAUAGGGCGGAGGAAUUUACCUUCCAAGAACUAGCUUUAGCUACUAAUGACUUCUCAUUGGAGAAUAAGAUUGGUUCAGGUAGUUUUGGAGUGGUAUAUAGAGGUAAAUUAGUAGAUGGUAGGGAAGUUGCAAUAAAGAGAGGGGAAACAGGACCAAAAACAAAGAAGUACCAAGAGAAAGAAAGUGCAUUUGAAUCAGAAUUGGCAUUUUUGUCUAGGGUUCACCAUAAGCAUUUGGUUAGGCUUGUUGGGUUUUGUGAGGAAAGGGAUGAGAGACUCUUGGUUUAUGAAUACAUGAAAAACGGAGCAUUGUAUGAUCAUUUGCACGAUAGAAAGAAUAUUGAGAAAGGAUAUAGUGUCAUCAAUUCGUGGAAAAUCAGGAUUAAAAUCGCAUUAGAUGCUGCUCGAGGUAUAGAAUAUCUACAUAAUUAUGCAGUCCCGCCUAUAAUUCAUCGUGACAUUAAGUCCUCGAACAUCCUACUUGAUUCCGAUUGGACUGCAAGAGUAUCUGAUUUCGGCUUAUCUUUGUUGAGUCCGGAAUCUAAUCAAGCUUUCAGGCCAACAAAAGCAGCCGGGACAGUUGGAUAUAUUGAUCCCGAGUACUAUGGAUUAAAUGUGUUAACUACCAAGAGCGAUGUGUAUGGUUUUGGUGUUGUAUUGCUCGAGCUUCUUACAGGAAAAAAGGCGAUAUUUAGGGACGAAAAUGGUGAUGGAGAUCCGAUUAGUGUAGUUGAUUAUGCUGUUUCUGCGAUUUUGGCUGGAGAAAUGGCAAUGAUUUUGGACCCGAGAAUAGGGCCUCCUGACUCGAAUGAAUCGGAGGCAGUCGAACUAUUUGCUUUUACUGCAUUGCAUUGUGUAAACUUGGAGGGGAAAGAUCGGCCUACAAUGACCGACAUUGUAUCCAAUAUAGAGCGCGCAUUAAACCUUUGUGAUGAUAGUCAUGGAAGUAUUUCUAGUGCUGGAUUAUUAUCAUUUGGAUCAGACUGAAAAAGUUCAAGCAAAAUUGAUUGUUUUUGACAUUCUUUCAGCUUGUUUUACUCACUUUUAUGUUCAUCAUUUUUCAUAAUCUGUUUAUGAAUAAUGUAAAUAGUUCAUUAUUUGAUAGGAGUUCUAUAGUAGGCACACUUUAGUCUAUUUUCUUGAAAUUUUUUUUGUAAUUUUCUUCAAAAAGAUGUAAAUUUAUUAUUUUUGAAGUUUACUUUUCCCUCACCUUAAUAUGGUAUAUAUUUGAUGCAUGAAUUAGAUUAGAAGUUGUUGUGGAACUCUUGAAAAAUAUGCCUUUGUUUACUUGUAAAGUAUUUUUGUAUAAAUAGUCCAAUAUAAUGGUCUAAAGAGACGUCUAGUCUGAUUUUUCUAGUCAUGCACAUGCAAGGAAGGGUCCCUCUAAACUAUAGUUUGGAUCAUUUGAUUAGAAUUCCUAUUAAUAUUGUAUAACAUGACCACAGAAAAAUAACGGUUAAAUACUUGAACUAAUUCAGCAUACAUGUAGAAAUCAUCGUUUGACCCACCUUACAUAAACGUCUGGUCUUUGAUUUUUCAAGUCAUGAAGUUGCAGGGAAGAGAAAAUUGAGGUCUAGGCCCGCUUAAAUCAUAGUUCGGGUAAUUUAAUUAAAAUUUUUGUUUAAUGUUGUGUAACAUGACAUAAAAAAAUAACGGCUGAAUACACGAUUAAUUCAGUACACAUGUAGAGAUUAUCGUUUAACCUACCUUAUAUAGUUAUACCAUUCAAUAUCUUGAAUUCGUAGUGAAAGGCGAUGCUUAUUUUU
Messenger RNA from Amaranthus tricolor (Joseph's coat), 3565 nucleotides. Its product is annotated as putative serine/threonine-protein kinase-like protein CCR3. The coding region runs from base 390 to 2786 and encodes 798 amino acids. Gene Ontology annotation, molecular function: protein serine/threonine kinase activity; ATP binding. Gene Ontology annotation, biological process: protein phosphorylation. The record is from RefSeq and is a predicted model, not a curated record. The transcript has a single exon. Lineage: Eukaryota; Viridiplantae; Streptophyta; Magnoliopsida; Caryophyllales; Amaranthaceae.